UUGUGCGAGCCCCUCCGUGAGGAAGAGAGAGGGCGCCGCGUUCCCGGGCCCUCCCCGCAGCCAUGCCCGCCGGCGUGCCUUGGUCCACCUACUUGAAGACGCUGGCGGCCAGCAUGUUGGCCAUGUUCGCCGGCGCCGAGGUCGUGCACAGGUACUACAGGCCUGACCUUAGUAUACCUGAAAUACCUCCUAAGCCUGGAGAACUGAAAACAGAACUGUUGGGGCUAAAAGCAAGAUCAAGCAAAGUUCAGACUUCACAACAGUGACCCGAAUUUACUUACGUUGUGAAAACUAGAACUGAUAAAAUGUUUGUUCAGCUGUCUCAACUGCAGAAAUCCUUAUGUGAGAUACUGUCCUCCCUUAAUACUUUCGUUUCCUUUAAGCAGAGUUAUAGGCAGCAUUAAAAAUAAAUGUACUACGAAUACUGUUGUUAAAAGUCCAAUCGGUUGUGCCCCAAAAUGCUUAUGAUUUCUUAAUCUUGAUUGCAGUGUAAGUAUCCUUCAGAAUAAAAGAUGUAAACUCACAUUGGCAA
Messenger RNA from Gymnogyps californianus (California condor), 532 nucleotides. RefSeq names its product protein BRAWNIN. The record is from RefSeq and is a predicted model, not a curated record. Gene Ontology annotation, biological process: mitochondrial respiratory chain complex III assembly. Bases 63 to 266 code for a protein of 67 amino acids. Lineage: Eukaryota; Metazoa; Chordata; Aves; Accipitriformes; Cathartidae. Gene Ontology annotation, cellular component: mitochondrion. The transcript has 2 exons.